UGUCCAGUUUCACUGGUUGACUUUUACCUGUGAGGUGUACCAGUUUCGGUUCCCGGUGAGGAGAUGCAUUCAUUACGGUAAGGAAGUCUGGACAUGUUUUCUGGUGGGCAGUGAUCUGUCCUCAGACCCCGGUCAGGAAGAUUAGCGGAGCCCAUUGUGAGCGCGAGAUCUGCCCAGGAUUUCAGAAUCGGUGCAACAGCCGGGCAGCGGCAGGUGCACCGGAGGGGCUGGCUCUAGGAGUGAGAGCCACCGAUUGAAUUAGAAAAUCAACUGGUAGAUUUUUUUUGAAAUGACAAAUGUCUGAUAGUUUAUUAUGCGACUGAAGAUUCUCUGCUGCCGUCAUCCAAGCUCCAAGGAUUCAACGGCAGCCCGAAAUUCCUUUCCCCUGCGUGAGUGACUCCUCGCCCCGGGGUUGAUUGCAGCGGGACCCGGUAACUCACACACUGUCCUGCUGGUUUCUGGCGUAAGUCUUCCCUUACUCGUCACGGAGCUCGCGCUGUGGAGAAAGAGCAGGAAGAUGAUGGGAUUUCUGCGUCGGACAUUCAGCCGACGCUCUCGUAGACGGUUUCCGACGGCUGACCGGGAUGAACGGGACGGUAAAGGGGGAGGAGGGCGAGGGAUGUCCGGGAACCCCGAGCUCCGCGCGCAUCAGCAGCAGGUCGUCCACGCGCCCGCCGUGGUUUCCGGGGGAGCGGCCGUACACAUCCCAGCAGCUGGCUCCGCACGGACCCCCAUCACCUGUCGCGUCUUACUGCUGGAUGGCUCGGACGUUAACGUAGAUCUGCCGAAAAGGUCGAAAGGUCAGGAUCUGUUUGACCAGAUCAUGUAUCAUCUGGACCUGCUUGAGGCUGAUUACUUUGGACUGCAGUUCAUGGACCCAGAACAAGUCUCACACUGGCUGGAUAUGAGUAAGCCCAUCUAUAAACAAAUCAAAGAUGGCCCUCCAUACAGGUUGUUCUUCAGGGUCAAGUUUUACUCUUCAGAGCCAAACAAUCUCCACGAAGAAUUCACCAGGUACCUGUUUGUGCUUCAGCUUCGACAAGACAUUCUGUCCGGCAAGCUGAAAUGCCCUUACGAUGUGUCAGUCGAGCUCGGGGCUUAUUGCCUGCAGAGUGAGCUUGGAGACUGUGACCCUCUGGAACAUUCUACAGAGCUGGUGUCAGAGUUUCGCUUCACACCCAAACAGAGUGAAUCCAUGGAGGCAGACAUCUUUAACCAGUGGGUGGAGCUGAGGGGGAAGAGCCCCUCUCAGGCAGAGAUCAGCUUCCUCAACAAGUGUAAAUGGCUGGAGCUGUACGGAGUCGACAUGCACUUUGUCAAGGGCAGAGAUGGAGGGGAGUAUGCUCUUGGUCUGACUCCUACUGGUAUUCUAGUGUUUGAGGGCUCCACCAAGAUCGGUCUCUUCUUCUGGCCUAAGAUCACCCAGUUGGACUUCAAGAAGAGUCGACUGACUCUGGUAGUGGUGGAGGACGACGAUGAGGGGCGGGAGCAGGACCACACCUUCAUGUUCCAGUUGGCCAGCUCCAGGAGCUGUAAGCACCUGUGGAAGUGUGCCGUGGAGAGCCACGCCUUCUUCCGCCUCCGCCAGCCAACCACGGAGAAGGCCAGCCGCAGUGACUUCAGCCGCCUGGGCUCUCGCUUCAGAUUCAGUGGAAAGACCGAGUAUCAGGCCACCCAUGGAGGGAGACUCCGGAGGGCCAGCACCUUUGAGAGGCGACCCAGCAAGAGAUACCCCUCCCGCACCCACUCUCUGGGGAAGGCCAUCUCUCCAGCCAAACCAGCACACAUCAGCUCCCAGGCCAGCCCAGGGUUAGAGCCUGGCCUGCUCUUGUACCAGAGAAACAUACCUAUUGGUCACGAGCCCUGGCACGCCCCCCACCACCGCACCCUCACCCCCCCCGUCUACCUGCAGCACUCAGGACACCCCCCCCCUCACAGUUUCCCUCUCAGUUGCUCUGAGCAUCAGUUCAGUGUUGAGGAGAAUGAAACGCCGUAUUCCGGAAAGAUUCCCCACCGUCACCACGGCAACCAGGAAACGCUAUGCCCCACCCACACCAUGAGCAAGCACAGACUUCCUGGUCCUCCUGUAGAUGAGAUGGAUCGGUGUCUGCUGAAGGCCCUGGAGUCCGAUGCUGACUCCUCCCCCUGGCCUGACUCCUCCCCCUGGCCCUCAGUACACAUUAACAUAGACAACAAGGCGGAGGAGAAGCAGGUAUGGGAGAAGUCUCUGCAGCCGCCCGCCUGCAUGCUCCCUGAGCAGCUCAAGUGUAACAUCCUCAAGGCCCAGGUGGAGGCUGUGUUCAGGGAUGUCCCCCUCACCCCUCGAGGGACGACGUCCAGUCAGACGCUGAACGACAGGUAUCAGAGCUCCUCUCAGGAUUCGGCCUCAUCCAGUCAGACCGCAGACAGACCGCGCCUCCACACUGCAGACAGAACGCUCCUCCAGACUGCAGACAGACCGCCAAACUCCAACCGCAGGAAGAGACUGGUGCGCCAGUUCAGCUUUAACCAUGAGGAUGAGGAUAAUCUCCCAGAGGCCCUUGCAGCAAUCUCAUCUCAAAGAACGGCAAAGUCCGGGUCGAGCAGCUCCCUGGACAAACAGAUACAGCCACCGAUACAUCCCCAGGUGGACAUGCCAGGGUUGGAGCUGGGCAGUCCUUCCCGCCCCUCCCCCUCUCCUCCCCCUCCCCUCUCCUCCCCCUCUCCUCCCACUUCCCUCUCCUCCCCCUCUCCUCCCCCUCCCCUUUCCUCCCCCUCUCCUCCCCCUCACCAUUCCUCUGCCUUCUACAAUGACUCCAUCCCUCACCUGGUCCCUUACCUUGCUGCCCACUCUGACAGUGGGGAGGAGAUGAGGCUGGACAGAGAGAAGAUUCUCAGGGCUCUCCUGAUGACAGAGCUCUAAAACCUGACCCAUGACCUCUGUGACAUCACCCUGCGCAGCAGAACUGGACUCACUGGCUGCAAUACAUAUUUAUAUCUGCAUAAUCAUUUAGCAUUAACAAUGUAUAUUUGCAUAAAACUACUUUGCUUAAUUGGGUUAUUUGACUAAGAUCAUAAUUUGUACCAAUACUGUUGAAAUCUUUAUACAUAUUCACAAGGUUGAAUAGACAGGCAGACAGACAGGCAGGCAGGCAGACAGGCAGGCAGAGAGACAGGCAGAGAGACAGACAGAGAGGUUAUAUUAAUAUCUUGUAUGUAUAACAAUGAAUGUUGAUUUCUGCAUGAUUUACACAUUCUGUAAUACAUUAUCUCUUUCCAUUGUCAUGCACAGGUUUUAUGUCUAAAUGUCUCAUUCUAACAUUCUAGCUGUCAGCAUCUGUUUAGGCAGCUGUUAAACGUCCCAAAUGACCAUCUAGGAUAAUGAGACACAGCAAGAUAUCAUCCUGCUAACUGCUUAAGUCCUGGAUCCCUCAAUUCCCCUCCGAAUGAGUCAGCCCCCCCCCCCACCCAGCAGGUAGGGCUGCCCCCCCCCACCCAGCAGGUAGGGCUGCAGUGGGCACUGGGGUCCACUAGAUGGAGACACCUGCUCAGCCACUGCUGACACGAUGACAGGCCCUGUUCCACCUGAGGAUGUACGCUGCCCUGUGUAACCAUGCCUAACCAUCUAACCCUAACCCAUGCAGGGAGAGGAGCUGCUGUUGAAGGUGAGAAUCAGGUUAUAUUCCCUAACCCUCAUAUUCCUCACUGUGUGUCACCUCAGUCCAGUCUUCAGGGGUCAGAUCAGAGCUGCUGCGCAGGGUGUGAUCAGUCUGAUCUUGUGAUCGGUGUGAUCUUGUGAUCAGUGUGAUCAGUGUGAUCUUGUGAUCGGUCUGAUCUUGUGAUCAGUGUGAUCUUGUGAUCGGUCUGAUCUUGUUGUGACUGAAGAUACUUCAUACGAUGUUGUUCGCUGUUUUUGCCUCUUUGACCUAAAUAAACAUGAUC
Molecule: messenger RNA, 3921 nt
Organism: Osmerus eperlanus (European smelt)
Lineage: Eukaryota; Metazoa; Chordata; Actinopteri; Osmeriformes; Osmeridae
Gene: epb41l4b
Product: erythrocyte membrane protein band 4.1 like 4B
Exons: 23
Coding region: 518-2902 (794 amino acids)
Cellular component (GO): cytoskeleton
Molecular function (GO): cytoskeletal protein binding
Source: RefSeq, a predicted model, not a curated record